Molecule: messenger RNA, 490 nt
Organism: Agrilus planipennis (emerald ash borer)
Lineage: Eukaryota; Metazoa; Arthropoda; Insecta; Coleoptera; Buprestidae
Exons: 3
Coding region: 44-436 (130 amino acids)
Source: RefSeq, a predicted model, not a curated record
GAGUUUUAUACUGUAUCGACAGCGAGUCUCAAAAUAAUUAACAAUGGUUUCCUACAAUUUCGUUUUCUGUAUUCUUUCGAUGCUCUUAUUCGGUGCAGCGUUGUGUAUUUCAGAUUCUGACGAAACAAGAGCUGUCUCACAUAAUAUAAACGACUGCACAAACGCAGCUGCCAACAAAACGUUGAUAUAUUCCACAGUAAUUAACGAACGAGCAAGAUUCCUGGGUUAUACCACAAAAACUGUAUCGUUUCCGAGCAGCUCUGUUAACCAAGAUCUCAUCACUUGUAUUGUGGUGACUGACAAUGAUGGUGAUGGUACUGGAGGAUAUCCAUCGAUUUCAUCCGGAGGCUUGAACAGUUACUCUGUCGAAAUUGAAUUGACAUCACAGUGGAGUAGAGGUUUACAUUUCACAGUGAGAAUUUACACAGAUGCAUAAGAGAAAACGUUUACUAAAAUUUUUAUCUAUUUUUACUGUUUUCGCCUCAAUAAU